AUGAAGCGCGCGCUAGUGAUCCGCAACGUGUCGGGCCACGACGUGCCGCUCGACUGUCUGGAUAGUGCAUGUGUCGAGUGCUGUCAAGCGCGGGGGUUCAUCACGGAGAUAGCUGUCCACGACGAAGCUGAUGUCAGGCAGCACCUCAUGCCGCGCUCCAGCGCCAGCAACGACCGGCGCGCGGUCUCCCACCAGGCGCUGACCACGCGUGGCACCGACACUACGUCGUACGGACCCGCUGCAGUUAACCCCUUUGACGCCAUUCUGUUCCGCGCUGCGGGCCUCUCGGAGCGCCGCCUCUACGCUCUCCUUCGCAUGGUUCGCGCCAUCAGCAAGCAGAUCUUUCUCUGUGUCUUCAGUCCGCAGCUAGCAGAGCACCCCAUGGGUCGGUAUCAGUGUUUCCAAGAAGGAGCGUCGAUGGUCACAGACUCGCUCGACGCUGUGCGCGACGUCCUGUCGUUCGUGGCCUCUUGUGGGGACAAUGCGAGCGGUGAUGCGCACACGAGACGAAGCAGCAGGGGCAGGUCGGGUGGGCGCGACGGGUUCACGUGUCCAUUCUGCAGUAAGACGGGGCUGAACGAAGAUCAGCUCUGGCGACACUGUCCAUUGUACCAUAUCAACGAGAAAAAUACGGACGGAGUGACUUGCCCUAUUUGCCGAGAAACGAUCCGCGGGCCUUUCCAAGUGCAUAUGCACAACGCCCAUGGCCCCCCAGGACGACACGAGAUGGCGAGUGAAUUCCACAUGGCCGAUAGUACGCUGUACUCGUUCGCACUCGUCGUGUGUCACAACAGAAAGCACAACAGCUUCUUGUUGGUGCAAGAAUUUGCCAACUCGGGCUUUUGGUUGCCGGGCGGGCGGAUCGACAGUGGCGAGAACCCGGCACAGGCGGCAAUCCGCGAGACGAAAGAAGAGGCCGGCAUUGACAUUCGUCUCACGGGACUGCUCAAGCUCGAGUACCACCCGAAACAAGACCGCAAUCGUACUCCGUACGUUCGAAUGCGCUUCAUCUUCUACGCUGAGCCUUUGGACUGCGACCAACUGCCCAAGUCGAUUCCUGACUACGAAAGUGCUGGAGCCGCGUGGUGUCGCGUGGAUCAAGUUGCCUCUCUGCCGCUUCGUGGAUCGGAGCCUGUCACUUAUUUUAACCAUGUCGCAUCAGGCAAGCCGAUCUACCCGCUUGAUCUCAUUCACAUGACCUCGUCAUAG
Molecule: messenger RNA, 1209 nt
Organism: Hyaloperonospora brassicae
Lineage: Eukaryota; Oomycota; Peronosporomycetes; Peronosporales; Peronosporaceae
Source: the annotation of a GenBank genome assembly